This is a messenger RNA of Clarias gariepinus (North African catfish), 2811 nucleotides long. It is a transcript of the gene znf703, whose product is annotated as zinc finger protein 703. Gene Ontology annotation, cellular component: nucleus. NCBI's taxonomy places the organism in Eukaryota, Metazoa, Chordata, Actinopteri, Siluriformes, Clariidae. Bases 320 to 2071 code for a protein of 583 amino acids. The record is from RefSeq and is a predicted model, not a curated record. Gene Ontology annotation, biological process: negative regulation of DNA-templated transcription. The transcript has 2 exons.
CGGCGCGCGCGCGGCCGGAGGACUAGACCGGACACACCAGAGGGAUUUUCUCUCUUUAUCUCUCUCUCUGUCUCUGCCGCCGUGUUACUCCUGAGGAGCCGCACUGUCCUGUGUUUGUUCCUGUUGGUUGAGUUCUAUAAGUGUGUGUGUACAGGUGUCGGGGUUUUUUUUGGAGUUGCGCACGGGAGUGUAUCGUUUCCAUAGAGACACGGAUUCCCCCCCCUUUUCUCCUUAACUUUGGAUAUCUCCACCGAGCCUCGGGACGCACGUGCCAUGCGGAUACGCACGUGAGAAGCGGACGACGACACGCUCGCGCCACAUGAGCGACGCGCCCUCGCCGUCUGGAGUCGCGCGGACACCGAGUCCUCCCCCCACCGGCGCCUCGCACCCCGACCGCGACCCUCGCGCGCAGGCUCGCGCCCCGCCGCUACCUCUCUCGGAUCCGGUGCGUCACGCGAAGCGGCUUCCCGUCCGGAUUCUCCAAAUGCUGAGCGCGCGCGCCGCUCACAUGCUCCACGCGGACUACCUGCAGCCGCUCAGCUCCGCGCCCCUGGCCAUCGAGCUGGAUGCUAAGAAGAGUCCGCUAGCUCUGCUGGCUCAGACGUGCUCCCAGAUCGGCAAGCCAGACCCUCCUUCGUCCUCUAAGCUAGGCUCGCUCUCGUCUGGCAGCUUAGGAGACAAAGAUGGCCGGUCGACUAGUUCGGGCCUUAAAUCAGCAGAGCAGCAGCAGCAGGGCCUGGAGGAUAAAUCCAGUUUCAAGCCCUAUUCCAAAAACGGCUCGGAAUGCCGGAAGGAGGGAGUCGUGUUAGGUGGGUCAGCCGACAAAUCUGGAUUCAGGACUGCUGCUGGAAGUUCAGCUACCACAACGUGUCCAUCGUUCUCUCCUCACACCUCGUCUCCAAGGACCUGCUCGCCAUCCCAGCAUGUCCAAGGGCAGGUACAUGUGCAUCGCCAGACGCAGUCUCCGUCCACACAGAAACCUCUCAGUGUAGACUCCAAAACUGGGAGUUCCGACUCAAGCACGGAGAGCAGCAGCGGUAGUGAUCGUGUUGGGAAAAAAGACUUGGAUAACAGCAGACUUGACAAUGCCCAGAUAGCCAACUCCAGCCAGGCACGCGCAAGUGUCAACUCCAGCAGUGGUAGUGCCUCUAGUAGCCCCCGACCGGAAAGCAAAAGCGAUUCCCAACCACCGCAGACAUCCUUAGCUAAUUCCAACCACGUUGCCCCAAUUUCACCGUUCAAGCCAGGACACUCCGUCUUCCCUUUGCCUGCUUCCACCCUGGGAUACCAUGGCUCCAUUGUUGGUGCCUAUGCUGGUUAUCCAUCUCAGUUCAUGUCUGGGUUGGACCCUGCCAAGUCUGGGUUAGUGGGUGCCACUGGGAUGGCAAAACACCCAAGCUCCAGUCCUUUAACUGGCACGUCUCCUCCAUCCUUUAUGCAAGGCUUGUGCCGAGACCCGUACUGCCUCUCCUACCCGAAUGCGCCCCAUUUAGGGGGAAGCAACUGCAAUACUUGUGUCCAUGAUCCAUCCUCGUCUCUCAAGUCAGGAUUCCCAUUGAUGUACCCUUCCCCACACCUCCAUGCACUCCAUCCUGGCUCUCUGUCCACAUCUAGUGCUUCCGGCUCUCUCUCCCACCCGCUCUACACCUACGGCUUCAUGCUUCCUAGUGACUCCCUUCCUCAUGCCUGUAACUGGGUCUCUGUCAGUGGGCCCUGCGACAAACGCUUUGCCACUUCUGAGGAACUUUUGGCGCACUUGCGCACUCAUACCUCCCUUUCUGGCAUGGACGGAAAGCUGCUGUCUGCCUAUCAAUCUUCCGCCCCUUCCUCAGCCGCUUCUUGCCACCUACACCUGCCGCCUCCCAGCAGCCCUGGGGCUCUUCCAAGCUCCUUUUCGCUUCGUGGUUCACCUGGACUUGGCCUGGCUCGCUACCAUCCCUACAGUAAACCCCAUUUGCCUGGAGCGCCUUCAUUACCUAUGCAUUCUCUCCCUGCUACGGCGCCAUACUACUCACCAUACGCUCUGUACAGCCAGAGAUUGGGCUCUGCAUCGGCGCUCGGUUACCCUUAAUGGACGUGCAGGUGGAGAGAAGGUGAGGAAAAGGUCAAGACGAGGACAGGGACCAUCCUCAAACAAGGCUCUAAGCCAAUAAGGGAGCUUUAAGGGAAUGGAUGGCAGUACCUCCGUGAACCGUGGAAGUUUAGAGCACAGGGACACUCGGGCAGGAACACUGUCGGAUUUGAAGAACCUGUGCUUCAUUCCUGAGAAUAAUAGAACUGACCCCUUUAAUAUUAUUUGAUGAUCAAAGUUUUAUUUCAGUUUAUUAAUUAAAAAAGUAUAUUUAUUUUUCUCUCCAGCGCUUGGCUUUGUACUUGGGAAACAUUUGCCGUAUAAAUGCAUUCAUUGUCACUUUGGUACAAGAACAAUAUUUUCAGAGAUUGAUAUCAUUAUUUCCACAAAACAUUUUUAUAACAAACUCAUUAACAUUUUGGUUUGUCACUUUUUUUUUUGUCCUUGUUUUAGUGAGUGCUCCAGCAAGCAUGACUUGCCUGACAGCCGGUUUGGUCUUGGAAAUUUGCAAUUUUUUGGUUUCCUUUUUUUGUACUUGUACAGUUCAAAAGAAUAAAACAUAAACAGAUGUGAUAUAUUUUCUAUGGUAACUGAUUCCGAAAGCUGGGGAGAGAUUACUGAAGAGUUGAAGUGAAUGGGGGAAAUGCCCAAUACACAAGUAAGAGUCCUAUGUAAAGAUGGUGAUGCUAUACAAUUAACAGAAUGUCUUAUUUUGUGAAAUAAAAGAAAACAUGAUUACA